Molecule: messenger RNA, 1415 nt
Organism: Meloidogyne enterolobii
Lineage: Eukaryota; Metazoa; Nematoda; Chromadorea; Rhabditida; Meloidogynidae
Source: the annotation of a GenBank genome assembly
CCGGAGAUGAACGCCUAUCCUACUAAUGUUGGUGGCUUUUGUUCUUUGAUUGAUGAUCAAUUCAUCAGGAUCAAGAUAUCCUCUUAUCACCUCUCAUUUAUUAUUGACCCAUUUGCAAAUGUUUCUUGAAAGAAAGCGCUUACGCGAAAGAUUUACUAAUGUUAUUUUUUGUUAUUAUGCAUAACAGCUGUAUGAAAUUGUCUUGUAUAAUUGGAUAAAAUCUGGUUUUAUUAAUAACAUUGUGUAAUCCAGUCCCAGACAAUAUAUAAUUAAAACAAGAUAACUAACAAAAUUAUAAGUGAUAUGUACAUACAUAAUCAGUCCACACGCAGCGCAGAUAAAAGAAAAUAGAAUUAAUAAAUCGAAAUAGCCCGCAAUAUUUGACGUUGAUUCUAAGCAUAAUCUUCAUGAAAUCUUGCUUGUAAUCUAAAUUAGAAUCAAUUAUUGUCGUAGAUCUUUUUGGAAAUUAAGAUCUAUGUAUAUCCCAAAAAUGAUCCGUUUGUCAAUAAGUUCCAAUAAAUUUCCAAAAAAUUAUUGAUCAAAAUCAAUAGUAUUUGGUAAAAUUUAAAAUUGCUGCAAUGAAAUGGCUAAUAUACUCUUUAUUUUCACAUUUUGUGUAAUUUUGCCCUAGGAUUUUACCCAUGAUAAUUCAGGAAAUUUUUAUUAAUAUGUGCAUGAGUCACACUUAAUUUUGGUUAAUUUUUAGCUUUGUAGUGCGUGUGACUCAUCAUUAAAAAAUGGCGGCUGCCUCUAACAAAAGGCCACCAGACGAGCAACAAUUACCUACUUACAAACUGGUUGUUAUUGGUGAAGGUGGUGUUGGCAAAUCUUCAUUAACCAUUCAGUUUUUCCAGAAACAAUUUUUGGAUUAUUAUGACCCGACAAUUGAAGAUCAGUACAUACAGCAUUGUGAAAUUGAUGGCCAAUGGGUUAUUUUAGAUGUAUUGGAUACAGCUGGACAAGAGGAAUUUUCAGCAAUGCGUGAACAAUAUAUGCGGAGUGGAAGAGGUUUUCUGUUAGUCUACUCUGUUACGGAUGAGCAAAGCUUUCACGAAGCUAAAAAGCUUUAUCAGCAAGUACUUCGUGUUAAAGAUCGUCCUGAAUAUCCAGUGCUUCUUGUAGCAAAUAAGGUUGAUCUACUUAGUCAAAGGAAGGUUAGCGAACAGCAAGGUCGGGAACUGGCUUGUGAACUGAACAACAUUCCAUAUAUUGAAACAUCUGCUAAGGAUCCGCCUGUUAAUGUUGACUCUGCUUUUCACGAAUUGGUUUCUAUAUUAUUAGUUUUUUUUUUGAUAAAAUAUUUUAGGUUCGAAUUGUCAAGAGCUUUCCUGCUGAAGAGAAUGCUCAGAAUCUUAAAGAUAACCAAGGUCGGCCGUUUAAAGGGAAAAAAGGAGGAGGCAAACAGAAGUGCAUAA